This is a messenger RNA of Beauveria bassiana ARSEF 2860, 3588 nucleotides long. Its product is annotated as DEAD/DEAH box helicase. Bases 1 to 3588 code for a protein of 1195 amino acids. The record is from RefSeq and is a predicted model, not a curated record. Gene Ontology annotation, molecular function: RNA helicase activity; nucleic acid binding; ATP binding. Lineage: Eukaryota; Fungi; Ascomycota; Sordariomycetes; Hypocreales; Cordycipitaceae. The transcript has a single exon.
AUGGCUCGGCCAAGAGACUCGCGCUCACCAAGCCUGGCGGACAGCCACGGUGCUCGUCGACACCGUGACGACCGACGACCGCGCGAUCGUGGCGACGACAGAGGCUAUCGCAGGCGCUCUCGAUCGCGUACACCCGAGGUACGCCAGCGGCAUCUGCCCACUCAUCCGCGCAGCAGGCGUUCUAAUGCAGAAUCACCUUCCCAGAAACGAUAUCGCGACCGAGACGGCGGCCGGGACCGUGAUCACUAUCGCCGACGAGAUCGCUCCCGCUCCCUGGAUAAGGAUCACGAUCGCUACCGCGGUGGCCGUGAUAGGCGCCGCUCGCGAGACCGCUACGAUGACAGAGCCCGGCCAUCCGAUGGCCGACGCAACAGAAGCCGCGACGACGACAGAAGGCGAAGUGGCUCGCGUGGCAGAGACUCCCGCGGAGAUGACUCUCGAAGUGACAGCAGGGGCAGAAAUACUCCACGCACAGACAGCGGUCGAAAACUGGAUGAACCCCCCAAACAGACCGGCGCUACAACCGCCCAGGCCGAUGCCGAGAAGAAGAAAGCCGAACGUCUCGCUAAACUCGAGGCAUGGAAAAAAAAGAAGGAGCUGGAAGCACAAAAGCCAAAAGAGGUCAACCCCCUUCAAACUCGCAGCUUACUGGCAGAAAUGGACAAAAAGUCCAGCGGCAUACCCUCUGAUGCUGCCUCGCCUGCUGUUUCAUCGGGCGCCUCGCCCACACCAGGCCCGGACUCUGGAAAUGCAUCUCCUGUGCGACCAUACGCUGGGAAGUUCGAUCCUAAGAGCAUCGCGAAGAAGUCAGCUGCAAGAACACAUGAUGCGACAAAAUCAAUCCUGGGUUCCAUCAACCCUGAGCAGGGAAAAUUGUCUGUGCCAGUCAAGCAGUCCACCGCAUCUGCGCUACCGGCCAAUCGUGCUAAGACGAGCGCUUUCGGAUUUGGCAAGUCUCAGGGCGAUGAAAAGCUUCCCAGCAAGCGCAAACUCGACCUAGACGAGGAGGAGACCACGAAACGUAAGCUAACAAAGCUGCCCAGCCUACCCGUGGAGGCAGACGACACACCAUAUGUUGACCAAGAUGAUGAUGAUGACGACAACGGUGACGAAUUUGCUGAAAACGAAGAAGAGGCUGCCGCUGCCGCUCGCGCUGCGCACGAGAGGCGCUUGCAAGCCGAGGAAGAAGCAUCAAAGGAAGCAGACGGCGACCAAGCCAUGGCAGACGCUGCUCCAACUACCAAUGGGACUGCCAGCAUUGCCGAGGAAAAUCAGAUGGAAGUGGAUGAGGAGGAGGACGAUGUCGAUCCUCUGGAUGCUUUUAUGGACGAUUUACAGCACAAAGAAUUCAAACGACCAGCUGCCAAAAAGGCAUCUACAGUCAAGAAGCUGCCAGAACCCGAAGCUUACUUUAGUGACGAUGAUUACGGCUAUGAGGUGGACCAAAACGACGCCGACGCUAGUGCCGUGCUGGCCAUGACGAACAAGCGCAAGAAGAAGGAAAUACCUACAGUUGACUAUAGCAAAAUCGACAUUCAGCCCAUUCGAAAAAAUUUCUGGGUGGAACCUGUCGAGCUCAGCGAGCUCAAUGAAACGGAAGUUGCGGAACUUCGAGCAGAGCUUGACGGCAUCAAGGUCAAUGGCAAGGAUGUUCCAAAGCCUGUGCAGAAAUGGGCGCAAUGUGGUCUCACUCGACAGACGCUGGACGUGAUUGAUAACAUGGGUUUCGAGAAGCCGACCUCAAUUCAGAUGCAAGCGAUCCCUGCUCUCAUGUCUGGGCGCGACGUCAUUGGCGUCGCCAAAACUGGUUCCGGAAAAACCAUGGCCUUUUUGCUGCCCAUGUUCCGUCAUAUCAAAGAUCAGCCUCCGUUGAAAGAGUCGGAGGGUCCCGUCGGACUGAUCAUGACACCCACGCGCGAGUUGGCUACGCAGAUUCACCGUGAUUGUAAGCCGUUCCUCAAGAUGAUGGGCAUGCGUGCUGUCUGCGCCUACGGCGGUGCUCCAAUCCGCGACCAGAUUGCAGAGUUGAAGCGCGGCGCCGAGAUUAUCGUCUGCACCCCUGGUCGUAUGAUUGAUUUACUGGCUGCGAACCAGGGCCGCGUCACCAACUUACGACGAGUGACGUACGUUGUGCUGGACGAAGCUGAUCGUAUGUUUGACAUGGGUUUCGAGCCGCAGGUCAUGAAAAUUUUUGCCAAUAUGCGCCCGGAUAAGCAGACGAUUCUCUUCUCCGCCACCAUGCCGCGCAUCAUUGACUCGCUGACCAAGAAGGUACUCAAGAGUCCUGUGGAGAUUACUGUCGGCGGGCGCAGUGUCGUGGCCAAGGAAAUUGAGCAGAUUGUGGAAGUUCGGGAUGAAAAUACAAAAUUCCAUCGGGUACUUGAACUGCUCGGUGAACUCUACGAUCGCGAUGAAGACGCGCGCUCGCUCAUUUUCGUCGAACGUCAAGAAAAGGCGGACGACUUGCUCAAAGAGCUCAUGGUGAAGGGCUAUCCUUGCAUGUCCAUCCACGGUGGCAAGGACCAGGUGGACCGUGACUCUACCAUUUCCGACUUUAAAAAGGGCGUCGUUCCCAUUCUUGUUGCGACAUCCGUUGCUGCUCGAGGCUUGGACGUUAAGCAACUAAAACUCGUCAUCAACUACGAUGCACCCAAUCAUUUGGAAGACUAUGUCCACCGCGCAGGCCGUACAGGCCGUGCCGGAAACACUGGUGUUGCGGUAACCUUUAUCACGCCAGAGCAGGAAAGCUGCGCGCCAGGCAUCGCCAAGGCUUUGGAGCAAAGCGAGCAGCCCGUUCCUGAGCGCCUCAACGAGAUGCGCAAGGCGCACCGUGAAAAGGUCAAGUCUGGCAAAGCCAAGGACACGUCUGGCUUUGGUGGCAAGGGUCUCGAUCGUCUCGACCAGGAGCGUGAAGCGGCACGAAUGCGCGAGCGCAAGACGCACAAGGCGGAUGGCGAGGAUGAAGAUGAGAAGAAGGAAGACAAGAAAGAAGAGGACGACACCAAGCACGAGCGCGCUCUCGAUGCCAUCAAAGCUGCCGCGUCUGGUAUCCAGUCGCGCGACUCGGCCAAGGCCGAGCCUGUCGUCAACGAACCCGUCAUCAAGACAUCUGGCGUUGUGGCCAGCAAUCCCGGCGCGUCCAAGGGCGGCGGCGGCGCCGGCAGCAACCCGCUCGACAAGGUCAGCUCGGCCGUCAGCGCCAUCAACAGCCGCCUCGGCAAGGCUGGCCAGCUGCGGUCAGGCCAGCCCAUUGACAACAAGGGCCCCGACGCGGGCGCGUUCCACGCGACGCUCGAGAUCAACGACUUCCCUCAGAAAGCGCGCUGGGCCGUCACGAACCGGACCAACGUGGCCAAGAUUCUGGAGAACACUGGAGUGUCCAUUACCACCAAGGGCAACUUUUACGCGGCGGGCAAGGAGGUCCCCGAAGGCGCGGAGCCGAAGCUGUACAUUCUCAUCGAGGGUGACACGGAGUUGGUGGUGGGCUCGGCGCUGAAUGAGCUGACGAGGCUGCUGAAGGAGGCCACGAUUGCGGCGGCGGACGCGGAUAGCAGGGCGCCCGCGAGCGGUCGUUAUACCAUUACGUGA